Messenger RNA from Cetraspora pellucida, 999 nucleotides. NCBI's taxonomy places the organism in Eukaryota, Fungi, Glomeromycota, Glomeromycetes, Diversisporales, Gigasporaceae. The record is from the annotation of a GenBank genome assembly.
AUGUUGGUCUCUUUAAUUAUUUUAAUGUUCUCUCUCUCCUUCUCGGAGGCUCUUACCUAUCCAGAUCUUUUUAGAAGAAAUGAACCUAAGACUUGUCCCAGUGCCUUAUUAGGCGCCAACUUUGAUGAUAAUGCCGUGAAAGAUAAUGCCGUGGGGCAGCUGACCUUCUAUCAAGGUCAAGAUGGCGCUGUCUGGAUACAAGGGGCAUAUCAAUCUGGAUUUAAAGAUCAUAAAGAGUGGUCUUAUGAUUGGACCAUUAAAAAUGGCUGCGGUGAAACGGUUUAUAAUAUUUCUGAUGCCAUCGAAAUACAAUAUUUUAAGGGUACUACCUGCAGUAAUUCAGUUGACGAUCCUAACCAAUUGAGUAAACCAAGUAGUGAUUCUAAAAGUUAUAAGAGGAGAAAAAGAAUGAAUAGCGAUACCCAUGAAUGUAGUACUGGUGAUUGGGGUGUUGCUCCCUGGGUUGUUAAAGUAGAUGAUUUAAAUUGGCAUUGUGAUGGAAAGGGAAUAAAAUUCCAAACCUGUGAUGGUAAAGACAAGUAUAAAUGGUCAAUUCCUGACUACGAACUUGAUGAUGAUCAUAAAAAACGUGGUGAGGAAGGUGAUGAUGAUAAAAAAGAUAAAAAAAAGAAGAAGCCAGGUAGAGUUAAGGAUGUAGGUCCAGUAUCCGGAUUGUACGUGGUAAUCGAAGGUUGCAGUAAAUCUGGAAAACGUCAGACGGGGUCUACAUUUGCAGCUCCUAUUAAUGUUAACAACGAAGGAAAUACCGUUGCUCCACCACCACCUCCACCUGCACCUGCACCCGCUCCUGCUCCCGCUCCUGCACCUGCUCCCGCACCGGCUCCUGCUCCCGCACCGGCUCCUGCACCGGCUCCACCAGCUCCUGCACCGGCUCCACCAGCUGCCACAGCAGCUCCACCCACAGAUAGCUUAACAACAACUACUACAACGACCAUCACGGUUACAGCCACCGUGCCACCACCAGCUGCAACGACGUAA